Sapajus apella (tufted capuchin) is the source of this 2748-nucleotide messenger RNA. It is a transcript of the gene CCT6A, whose product is annotated as chaperonin containing TCP1 subunit 6A. Gene Ontology annotation, biological process: protein folding. Bases 50 to 1819 code for a protein of 589 amino acids. The transcript is spliced from 14 exons. Gene Ontology annotation, cellular component: chaperonin-containing T-complex. Gene Ontology annotation, molecular function: ATP hydrolysis activity; ATP binding; ATP-dependent protein folding chaperone. The record is from RefSeq and is a predicted model, not a curated record. Lineage: Eukaryota; Metazoa; Chordata; Mammalia; Primates; Cebidae.
GACUGCGGCGCGAGGGGUGGGGCCUCAGCCGCUGUGCAGCCACGGACCAAUGAGCAGGCGCCGGACGACCCGUGGCCCAAUGGUGGCGGCGCGCGGGCACGCUGGGGGCGGGCCGGGCGCGCCGACUUUUCCAGAAGACCCGGAUAGUGCCUCCCGGCCACGCCGCGCCGGCUCUGAGCUUUCCGCACGCCGAGUCGCUUCCUUUUCCUCCACUGGAGCAGCUAUGGCGGCGGUCAAGACCCUGAACCCCAAGGCCGAGGUGGCCCGAGCACAGGCGGCGCUGGCGGUCAACAUCAGCGCGGCGCGGGGUCUGCAGGACGUGCUGAGGACCAACCUGGGGCCCAAGGGCACCAUGAAGAUGCUUGUUUCUGGCGCUGGAGACAUCAAGCUUACUAAAGACGGCAACGUGCUGCUUCACGAAAUGCAAAUUCAGCACCCAACAGCUUCCUUAAUAGCAAAGGUAGCAACAGCCCAGGAUGAUAUAACUGGUGAUGGUACAACUUCCAAUGUCCUAAUCAUUGGAGAGCUGCUGAAACAGGCGGAUCUCUACAUUUCUGAAGGCCUUCAUCCCAGAAUAAUUACUGAAGGGUUUGAAGCUGCAAAGGAAAAGGUCCUUCAGUUUUUGGAAGAAGUCAAAGUAAGCAAAGAGAUGGACAGGGAAACACUUAUAGAUGUGGCCAGAACAUCUCUUCGUACUAAAGUUCAUGCUGAACUUGCAGAUGUCUUAACAGAGGCUGUAGUGGACUCCAUUUUGGCCAUUAAAAAACAAGAUGAGCCUGUUGAUCUCUUCAUGAUUGAGAUCAUGGAGAUGAAACAUAAAUCUGAAACUGAUACAAGCUUAAUCAGAGGGCUUGUUUUGGACCACGGAGCACGGCAUCCUGAUAUGAAGAAAAGGGUGGAAGAUGCGUACAUCCUCACAUGUAACGUGUCAUUAGAAUAUGAAAAAACAGAAGUGAAUUCUGGCUUUUUUUACAAGAGUGCAGAAGAGAGAGAAAAACUUGUAAAAGCUGAAAGAAAAUUCAUUGAAGAUAGAAUUAAAAAAAUAAUAGAACUGAAAAGGAAAGUCUGUGGUGAUUCAGAUAAAGGAUUUGUUGUUAUUAAUCAAAAGGGAAUUGAUCCCUUUUCGUUAGAUGCUCUUUCAAAAGAAGGCAUAGUUGCUCUGCGCAGAGCUAAAAGGAGAAAUAUGGAGAGGUUGACUCUUGCUUGUGGUGGGGUAGCCCUGAAUUCUUUUGAUGACCUAAGUCCUGACUGCUUGGGACAUGCAGGCCUUGUAUAUGAGUAUACAUUGGGAGAAGAGAAAUUCACCUUUAUUGAGAAAUGUAACAACCCUCGUUCUGUCACAUUAUUGAUCAAAGGACCAAAUAAGCACACACUCACUCAGAUCAAAGAUGCAGUAAGGGAUGGCUUGAGGGCUGUCAAAAAUGCUAUCGAUGAUGGCUGUGUGGUUCCGGGUGCUGGUGCCGUGGAAGUGGCAAUGGCAGAAGCCCUGAUGAAAUAUAAGCCCAGUGUAAAGGGCAGGGCACAGCUUGGCGUCCAAGCAUUUGCUGAUGCAUUGCUCAUUAUUCCCAAGGUUCUUGCUCAGAACUCUGGUUUUGACCUUCAGGAAACAUUAGUUAAAAUUCAAGCAGAACAUUCAGAAUCGGGUCAGCUUGUGGGUGUGGACCUCAACACAGGUGAGCCAGUGGUAGCAGCAGAAGUAGGCGUAUGGGAUAACUAUUGUGUAAAGAAACAGCUUCUUCACUCCUGCACUGUGAUUGCCACCAACAUUCUCUUGGUUGAUGAGAUCAUGCGAGCUGGAAUGUCUUCUCUGAAAGGUUGAAUUGAAGCUUCCUCUGUAUCUGGAUCUUGAAGACUCUGCAAAGUGAUCCUGAGGAAUACAGCUGUGGAAUUUUUGUCCAAGCUUCAAAUGAUUUUCAAAGGAAUUUUCCCAUAUGAAAAAAGAGAACACUGGCAUCUGUUGAAAUUCAGAAGCUCUGAAAUUAUAAUGACAGUAUUUUAUUUUAAUUGCACUGAAGUGUACACACUUUAAAGCAGGUCUUUCACCCAGUGAACAGGAUGCUUUGCUUUAGCAGCAGUGACAUAAAAUUCCAUGUUAGAUAAGCAUAUGUUGCCUACCUUGUUAUUAAAUAUUCCUUGAAAAACAAAUUUUAAUGGUUUAAUAAUUUCAUGUGGAUGUAUGUUAAAUUACCAACAGUACCCUACUGAUAGAAGCAUUUGGUUUUAAGAUUUUUAUGCUAAUCUAAAUAACGCUUAAGUAAUUUAAAAUUUUGAAAGCCUCCCUGUUAGUAUAAAUUUCUGAGUAAAUUCAUUGGAUCAGAUGGACUUUUUAUGCUUUUGAAAUGGCUUUGCUAAAAUGCUCCCACCAAGUUAAGUUGUAGGAAAUGGGAAGAGGAGUAAACUAGAGGCAAGGGAGUUGAGAGAGCUGCAAGUGUAAAGGUGCAAAAACGGAAGAGGCAGAGGCAAAAAAAUAGUGGAAGGCGUGGUGACUAAGGGCUACGGUUAUUGGUGAAAUUCGAGAUUUGCAGGCUGUAUUUUCAAACUUCUGAGAUUUUGCUUAUGCAAAAUACUCAUUCCCAAACCUCUAGCGUCAUAUUUUUCUCACCCAAAUUACUACGUUUCCACGAGAUUGUUUAUAUAGCUGGUCUGCCUCUGCAGUCCUUGAAGGUGAAGUUGUGUUAUUAGGUUGUGUAUUUUGAGGGCUGCGCAGUGGCCUGCAGUGAGUGUGCAAUAAAUGUUAAGUUGAAACCU